CAAAAUAAUCGGGUGUCUCGGUGUCUUGGCGCUGCCCGCAAAAACGUGUGAUGUCUCGGCUGCCCGCCGCUUCUUUACGAUGAGGCAGAAACAUCAGUAGAGCCACCGACGCAGAAUCAUCAAUAGGUUCCGCCUCGGGCUGCCCUUGGACGAGACACAGCCCACGACAAAAGCACACCACACCAGGCACACAAUGGGCGGUCCGCCCCCCUGCGUGACGCCAUCAACGGGUGGUCCACGCCGCGACAGCCUGCCUUUCUCGGAGACGGGGUCGCUGGGCGACAGCCUCGCCGACGACUCGCCGGUAGUCGAGUUCUUCCGCGAAGAAACGAAGGAAGAGCCCCCGGCGCGCUCGUGGCUCGGUGGGCUCGGCGCGUACUUCAAGCCGACGCGCGCGCCGCCCCAAACCGAAGCGCCGAGGCCACCGCCGCCGCCGGUCGACGGCUACGAGGACGACUCGCCGCCCAGCCGCCACGACACGCCUCCAUUAUUAAUGCGGCACGCGCCCAAGGCCGCGCUGGACGUCCAGCUCUCGAUGCGCAGCUCGGCGCUGGCGAAAGCCCUCGACAAUGACGAGGACGACGAGUCGACGGCGUCCGAGGCCUCGUCGGCGACGGCCGAGCCCGUGGACUCCGGCGAAGAGGCCGUCCUCGCCGCCAUGUCGCCUGUGAAACGGCUAGAGACCAUGCCUUUGAAAAGGCCGGCCUCGCCCUUCGCCGCCGUGGCGCCGAUAGCGUCGCCCGCGGCAAUUCUAGAACGGGCGCUGCCGAACCCGCCGACGCCGCCGCGUCGGCCGGUGGCGCGCCGCACGCCCGUGGUGAUACCGCAGCCGCGGCCGACGGCCUGGGUCACGGGUGAUGGCCACAUGACCUACGCGCGGCCGGUGCCGCGCCGCUUCGAGCUGAACGCCGCGGCGCUCCCGGCCGUCGGCGACGCCGGCGAGGACGCGGACGCCCUCUACUCGCCCACGGCGCCCCUGCCGCGGCCGACGGCCUGGGUCACGGGCGGCGGCGCCCUGACGUACCAGAGCCCCCGGCGCCGCUCCGAGCCGCUGCAGCCCGCGGAGCUUCCGGCGGUCGGCGCGGCGGGCGAGGACGCGGCGACGCUCUACUCGCCCGCGGCCGCCGUGCCACGGGCGCGGCUGGCCCAGACCGCGACGGCGACGCUCUUCCACCUGCCCGCGGGCCCGGAGGCGCCGCCAGCCGUCGUGCGAGUCUCGGACAUGGGGCCGACGCUGGAGCAGUCGGCGACGUCCAUGCUGCUGCAUAUCCCCGCGGCAGUGCGGCGACCGCCGGCGGAGCCGCUCGAGAGCCGCUCGCUCGCCGUCGCCGACGCCGUUCGACCGCCGAAACCGCAGCCGCGGCCCACCGCCUGGACCGUCGGCGACGGCGCCCCGGCCUACGUUUGUAAAGCGGUGCCCCCCGGGACCGGCGUGCGGGUCGCGGCGCCGCCGGCGCCGCCAUCACCAAAACCAACAGCAUGGGUCGUCGGCGCGGGCAGCGCCGCGCGCGUCGGCGACGCGCUGCCGCCUGGCCGCGGGUUAUUCCAGUCGCCGGCGGCGCCGAAGGCGCGGAAGCGAGCACCGCUGUCGCCGAAGCCGACGGCGUGGGUCGUCGGCCGCGGCACCACCGCUCUGGUAGGCGACGCGCUGCCGCCGGGCACCGGCGUAGUGGAGGACCAGCACGCCGCGGCGAAGACCUUUUUGAGAGCCCAGAUCUCGAAGUACGAGGCGUCUCAACAGAAAACGCCCGCCUCGCCGACGGAGCCCGUGGGCGCGCCCGAGCUGCCGCCGACGCCCGUCACGGACUCUCCAUCUAGGGACGUCGAGGCCGAGGCGCCCGACGCGAGCGAAGCGGCGCGCAUCGUCGCGGCGCCUUCGGUAUCGCCCCGCCGCGACUGGGCUAAGAAGCGCUGGAACCCCGCGUCUCCCACAAAGCAGAACGCGCCGGUGACGCCGCCGUCCGGCGCGCGGCAGUGGGCCCAGCGCCGGUGGAAUCCUACCACGGCCGACACACCCGCGGACACACCUGCGGAGGAAACGACGUCGCCGCCCUCCGGCGCGCGCAAGUGGGCCCAGAAUCGCUGGAACCCCUCUACUACACCGUCCUUCUCCGAGGCCGGCGACACGCCCCAACGACGGCGCCGCUGGUCGACGCCGCCCCAAAAAUCUUCCGAGUUAAUUACGCCCAAGCGGCGGUCCUCCUCGAUAAAGCCGAGCGACGCCAUCUCGGCCAAAAUCGCUUCUCUACAGCAGGACGCGACCCCGAAUCACGUGGAGAAGGAAUCGAUCAGUGAAGUCAAGGCGACGCCAAACAUCAAAUCCCGCAUGGCGAUGCUCCGGGAGGCGUCCCAGGUCCAGAAAAGUACAAUAGAGGACACGGGACUGGGCGUAAAGUGGCGCCGCGAGUCUCUGGUAGCGUCGAUGGAGAAGACGGCCGCGCCUCUGAUCGACGCCAAAAGUGAAUUACGAAACGUCGCGACGGACGGCCCUAGUCAGUUACUCAGGCAGCGGUCGCAACAAUUAGAGGUGCAGUCCAUUCGCGCGGCCUACGAUGAGAGGAGGCGGCCUACUCGUCGUAGGGCAGCUAGGUUGGAUGGGGCUUCCGUAUUUACGUCUCCUGGCCCGGUUUCACCGCCGAAGCAGGAAAGUCCGUCCUACGUCGAGAUCUCCGAGGGUACUGUUUCUUCUCUAUCCCAGAACUACAACGAUCUUAUUGCAAGAACAUUAAGGGAAGCGCGGGAAGCAAGGGACCGGCUCGCGAACAACGAUGAUGACGCGGCUAGACGAAGAAGGGUGCAAGCGAGAGAAGCGGAACGGAUCCGCAAGAAGGCCGAGUUGUUAAGAAACGCCUGCGAGCAGCCGAUGAUCCUGAAUACGGCUUCCAAUCCGUGGGCUUUGCGGGUCGAUGCGACUUGCCCCACUCCCGGUGCCACACUCCAUGUGUCGCUAGAUGGUGGCAAACACUGGCACACGAAACACGCCGUCGAUUCAAACACGGCCACUCUCUCGCUAGACGUCGACGACGACGAAGAACGGGUCGUGCUCGCCUAUGCCACAAAGACGGGCAACGCGCCUUCCGAUGUGGCCUCGAUGGCCUUCUCGCGCGAGCCGCCGCGCUACAUUCUACACGAAGCGCACGCUUUCGAAUUGUGUUUGAGGGGCCAUGCUACGUCUGGUAAGAGGUGCAUCGUGUGUGGCCUAGACGCGAAUGAUUCUGAUGAUUACACCGACGAUAACGUGGUGGUGUGCAAGAAAUGUGCACUCGCACCUUUAGCGGCGCGCUUCGGUGGCGUUCAAGCAGGAUUGUAUGAAGGCGAGGCCGACCCCACCAAAGCGGCGUGUUGUGUGGCGGUGGACGCGGCGGCGCAUCGGCUCUGGCUUUCAGGUCCGGUGCACUUCGAGGGGAACCGCGACGUGAUCGUCGACGCCUCCUUCACGUUGUUAGAUCAGCUCGCUUCCGUUCUGAAAAAGCAUCCUUCCAUAGCCAUUCGCCUCGAGGGCCACACCAAUUCCAAAUGUGGCCUACAGUGCGAUGGUAGUUAUGUGUGCGCGAACAACCGGUGUGCCAAGGACUUUGGGGGGAGUGGUGGCGCGUCGGCGUUCUCUCGGCGACGGGCCGAGGCCGUCGCGCGCUACUUGGAAGAAGCUGGUGUUUCGAGUGAAAGGGUCCACGCCGCGGGCCUUGCUGGCUCGAGGCGCCUCGUCGACGACACGGAGGGGCCCCUGAAGCACCUGAACCGGCGCGUCGAGGUGCACACGGUGGCUUUUUAAUUUCCUUUGCAUUGU
Pelagomonas calceolata is the source of this 3787-nucleotide messenger RNA. Lineage: Eukaryota; Pelagophyceae; Pelagomonadales; Pelagomonadaceae. The record is from the annotation of a GenBank genome assembly.